CAGAUGCAGGCGUCGGCACCUGGAGAAGGGAGGUGGCUGUCCAAGAUUAGACUGGAUUAGAACCUGCAUCCACAGGUACUCCUCCGCCCGCAUCACUGCUGCCCGUCUGUGGAGGCGUACCGAGGACCACGCACCCACAGCCAUGAACUACGUGGGGCAGCUGGCGGAGACAGUGUUUGGGACAGUGAAGGGACUCUAUCGGGGCCUGAACCCGGCCACUCUGAGUGGGGGCAUUGAUGUGCUGGUGGUGAAGCAGGUGGACGGCUCCUUCCGAUGCUCACCCUUCCACGUGCGUUUCGGGAAGCUGGGCGUCCUGCGCUCUCGGGAGAAGGUGGUAGACAUUGAGAUCAACGGGGAGCCCGUGGACUUGCACAUGAAGCUGGGGGACAGUGGGGAGGCCUUCUUCGUCCAGGAGCUGGACAGCGAUGAGGAACAUGUGCCCCCCUGCCUGUGCACAUCACCCAUCCCCUGGGGGGGCCUGUCUGAGUUCCCUUCCAACUCCCCGCUGGGCACAGCCAGUGAGCCUGAGGCCAGCAUCGCCAUGGCCUCUACUGGGCGGAAGAAGAAGCGUCGCAGGAGGAAACCCAGGCGGAAAGAGGACAUGGCAGCUGAUUCUAGUUCAGAGGAGCUGGAGGCAGGCGCUGAGAGUGAGCCGUCCCUGCUGGAAAAGCCGAGGCCGGAGCCCCCAGGAUAUACAGGGACCAGCAAUGUCCAGCUGGAAGGAGAAUUCUCAACGCAGCCCAAAGACAUCUACCCCUACUCGGAUGGCGAGUGGGCCCCCCAGGCCAGCCUCUCGUCAAGUGGGCUAACAUCCCCUAAGAGUGACUCGGAGCUGGAGCUGCGGAGCCCAGAACCCAGCUCCAUGAGAGCUGAGUCUCACAUGCAGUGGGCCUGGGGGAGGCUACCUAAGGUGGGCAAAGCAGAGUGGCCUGCAUCCUCGAUGGUCCCUGAUGGCAGCUCUAGGACAGCCUCUCCUCCUCAGGGGGUGCUCAGCAUCCCCUCCUCUGCCUCUGUGGUUGGCGUGGACCCUGCAGGACCCCCAAUCCUGCAAACAGGGGCCGGCACUGGCCUUCCUCAGCCUGACAUGGGGGCGCCCACUCUGGUGGAUCCUCCUCUCCCCACCCCUGAGGGAGAGGAAACCAAGAUUCAGAGUUCCAGGGACACCGGCCACCCUCCUGCCUCUAAAUCAUGGAGCUGGGCUGCCUUGGAAGCCCCUCCCACUGGGCGGCCAGAAGGCACCUCUGGGAGGAAAGGCUCCCUGAAGAGAAGCCAGCACCUGGGCCCCAGUGACAUCUACCUGGAUGACUUGCCCUCCCUGGACUCUGAGAACGCAGCCCUCUACUUCCCGCAGAGCGACUGUGGGCUGGGGGCCAGGAGUUGGAGUGAACCUGGCAGCCAGAAGUCCCUGGGGGAUGGCAGCCCCCAGCAGGAGCCAGAACCCUCUCCAGACACAGUGGACACAGUGGACACAGUGGUGCUGUCCCUCUGUGGGGGCCUGGCUGACAGCGGGGACAUCUCCGUGGAGAGGUUCAACCAGCACGUUGUCUCCUACCUGGACCUGGCCCAAAACCCUGGCCUCCUGGACGACCCGAACCUGGUGGUGAAGAUCAAUGAGAAGCAUUACAACUGGGCUGUAGCCGCCCCCAUGAUCCUCUCCCUGCAAGCCUUCCAGAAAAACUUGCCCAAGAGCACCGUGGACAAGCUGGAAAAGGAGAAGAUGCCCCGGAAGGGAGGGCGGUGGUGGUUUUCCUGGCGACGCAGGGACUUGCCGGCCAAGGAGGGCAGCGCCCAGAGCGAGAAAACCACAGCAAGGGAGCAGCGGGUGGAGAAGCCCGGAGCCCCGAGCAGUGAGGACGAUGUCCUCGACAGCCCCGUCAUCCUGGAGGCCCCCUCCCUGCCCGCUUCACCGCCAGCCCACAGUCCUGCCUACAAGAAGUCCCUCCGUCUCUCCUCCAGUCAGAUCCGGCGCCUGAACCUGCAAGAAGGUGCCAAUGAAGUGGUCUUCAGCGUGACCACCCAGUACCAGGGCACCUGCCGCUGUAGAGCCACCAUCUACCUGUGGAAGUGGGACGACAAGGUGGUCAUCUCUGACAUCGAUGGCACCAUCACCAAGUCUGACGCUCUGGGACACAUCCUGCCCCAGCUGGGGAAAGACUGGACACACCAGGGCAUCACUAGCCUCUUCCACAAAAUCCACCUAAACGGGUACAAGUUCCUGUACUGCUCGGCCCGGGCCAUCGGCAUGGCUGACCUCACCAAGGGGUACCUGCAGUGGGUGAGCGAGCGGGGCUGCAGCCUCCCUGAGGGCCCCAUCCUGCUGUCUCCCAGCAGCCUCUUCUCCGCCCUGCACAGGGAGGUGAUUGAGAAGAAGCCAGAGGUAUUCAAGAUCGCCUGCCUGAGUGACAUCCAGCAGCUCUUUCUGCCCCAGGAACAGCCCUUCUACGCUGCCUUUGGGAACAGACCCAAUGAUGUCACUGCCUACCGCCAGGUUGGCCUGCCUACAUCCCGCAUCUUCACGGUCAACCCCCGGGGAGAACUCAGCCAGGAGCUCCUGAAGAACCACAAGUCCACGUAUGAGCGGCUUAGCGAUGUGGUCGAACUCCUCUUCCCGCCUGUGGCCCGUGGCCCCAGCGCAGACCUGGCCAACCCUGAAUACAGCAAUUUUUGCUACUGGCGGAAGCCCUUGGCCCCUGUGGACCUCGAUGCCUUGGCCUGAACCUGCCCUGCCUGCCCUCCCCCUGCCCCCCGCCCCCUGCCGCUAGCCCAGAACAAACUGCACAUCCCAGGGCCUGGGGGUUGGAGGCCAACUCACCAAAGGGGAGGAGGGGGCUUCAGGCCUAAGUCAUAGCCUCUCUUGUCC
This is a messenger RNA of Sus scrofa (pig), 2860 nucleotides long. RefSeq names its product lipin 3 (gene LPIN3). Gene Ontology annotation, cellular component: nucleus. Gene Ontology annotation, biological process: positive regulation of transcription by RNA polymerase II; fatty acid catabolic process; cellular response to insulin stimulus. The record is from RefSeq and is marked provisional. NCBI's taxonomy places the organism in Eukaryota, Metazoa, Chordata, Mammalia, Artiodactyla, Suidae. Gene Ontology annotation, molecular function: phosphatidate phosphatase activity; transcription coactivator activity.